Carassius auratus (goldfish) is the source of this 1143-nucleotide messenger RNA. RefSeq names its product LRRN4 C-terminal-like protein. NCBI's taxonomy places the organism in Eukaryota, Metazoa, Chordata, Actinopteri, Cypriniformes, Cyprinidae. Bases 261 to 998 code for a protein of 245 amino acids. The transcript is spliced from 2 exons. Gene Ontology annotation, molecular function: protein binding. The record is from RefSeq and is a predicted model, not a curated record.
UAGCACUGAGGGCCGAAGAGAGUCCUGGAGAGAAAAUCAAUGCGAAGUUGCAAGCCAAAAAGAGUGAAGCAGGAGGUUGGGAGGCCGGCAGAUGGGUGAGGGGGGUGUACAGAGGGAGGGGCUUUAGUGGAAAGAAAAAAGGAAGGUUAAGAGGAAGAAUGCAUUAGACUGAGAGAAAAUAAACCAGACGUCUGCUGGAGAGAAGAUCUCAUUCAAGACGUGAGCAGAAACCAUCCAGACUGCUGUCAAACAGGAUCAAGAUGUUGCUGGUGUCAAAGGUCAUUGCCCUCCUCCUCCUCCUCCUCUGUGUGAUGGAGCUUGUCUGCGCCACAUCUGUCACUCCUUCAGUGCAUCAGCCUUCUCUCACACGUGUUCGCAUUAUUGAAGUCGAUGAUGACUAUGAUGAGGAAAAUUCAAAGACGACGCGCACGCCCCAGUCUCCAGGGGUCACGACCUCUCGUGUAAUCCGCCGCCCUUGUGAUUAUGACCCCUGUGUGGUUCAGGCGACCCCUUGCGACAAGAUUUCAGCCGAGACGGGCUGCCUCUGUCCUGGGCUGACGGGGCCGGAGGAGAGACCCGAGGCUCCGGAGCUCCGGGAGGUGAAGCUGGACAGAUCCGGGGAAGUCUUUGUGCAUUGGUGCGCUCCUCGCUCCAUCGUCACUCAUUAUGAGGUCUCACUGAAAGAUGGAAGCAAGCAGCUGGUUUUCAGUGAAUACUUAAGAAACGGUUCCUUACCUGGAGUGAAAGUCGGGGAGAUGGUGUGUGUGGCAGCAGGAAAUAAAGCGGGACUCAGCGAAAAGUCAUGUGCACGAUAUGAGCCACCGCAACCCGACCAGGCGGCUGUGAGCGCAGGGAUCAUCGCGGGGUGCGUCGGAUUCCUGCUGCUGCUCUUGGUGCUCGCCGUUGUUCUGUGGAGACGAAGGACGUGUCGCAAAGAAAGGAUGGGAGACGCUGAGGGCCUCGGAAAUCCUUCAUACACCAAUGACGGAGCACUGUGAUGAGGAAAUGAAUGCAGUGAGAAUGAAACAAAAUGCAAAGAGACUGAGUUCUGUACAAGUGCAGUCAGACUGGAACAAUUAUUACUUUUUUCCCCUUCUGUUCAGCAGUGCUGCAUUUAUUUGAUUAAAAAUACAGUUAAAAUUG